CUGUGUUCACUAAGAAAAUAAAGGGAUUACAUAUUCUGUAGCGGUUAUUCUCUUUAUCGGUUAUCUCUAAAAAGAAACUCAAAAUGCUGGAGAUGCUUGAAUACAGUCACUAUCAGGUGCAGUCCCACCUGGAAAACCCAAGCAAGCACCACUUCCAGCAGGCUCAGAGGCAGCAGGUGAGGCAGUAUCUGUCCACCACUCUGGGCGGUAAAGCCGGGAACCAGGGUCCCAACCAGCCCCCUGAGCACAGCAUGCCGCCCGGGCCCACCGGCAGCGCUCCCAACAGCCCCAUGGCCCUGCUCACUCUCAGCUCCAGCUGUGAGAAGGAGAUGGACGAUGUCAUUGAUGAUAUUAUUAGUCUGGAGUCAAGUUACAGUGAAGAUGUUCUCGGACUGAUGGACCCAGGACUCCAAAUCAACAACUCACUCCCCGUGUCUGGUAAUUUGCUUGACGUGUACAACAAUCAAGGGCUUCCACUCCCAGGCCUGUCCAUGAGCAACUCCUGUGGGUCCAACAUUAAAAGGGAAUUUGCAGGUAAACAUUUAAACACCACCUCUCCUGGCAUGAAGCAAGUACUGGACAAGCCUGGAUCCUGUGGCCAGUAUGAAAGCUAUCAACGGUCAGAGGGUUUUCCAGUAGAGGCUGAAGUUCGGGCUCUUGCUAAAGAAAGACAGAAGAAGGACAACCACAACUUGAUUGAACGAAGACGGAGGUUCAACAUCAACGAUCGAAUAAAAGAGCUGGGAACAUUAAUACCCAAGUCAAAUGAUCCAGACAUGCGCUGGAAUAAAGGCACCAUUUUAAAGGCCUCCGUGGACUACAUCAGGAAGCUUCAGCAGGAACAACAGAGAGCCAAGGAGCUUGACUGCAGACAAAGGAAGCUGGAGCACGCAAACCGCCAUCUGAUGCUUCGUAUACAGGAGUUGGAGAUCCAGGCCCGUGCUCACGGGCUCACAGUGGUGCCAUCCCCGUCCGUCUGCUCAUCAGAGGUGAUGGCUCGAGCUAUAAAACAGGAACCUGUCCUGGGCGACUGCCCGUCAGACCUCUACCAGCACUGCUCAGCGCCUGACAUGUCUCCUCCAACCACGCUGGACCUGAACAAUGGCACCAUAACCUUUGACCACAUCUCUGCAGAUUCCAGGAACGCCAGCCCCUAUGGAAACUCCAGGACCUGUAAAAUGAAGGAGAUGGCAAGGGACAACACCCUGGGCCCAGUUUCCCCAAGCGAUCCCCUGCUGUCCUCAAUGUCCCCAGAUGUCUCCAACAACAUCAGCAGCCACCACAGUUCCACCUCAAAUAUGGAGGAGAAAGAACAUGGCUGUUAGCCCAACGCCGUAAGACGUACUGACACUCCUCAUUUGCACCAAUUUUGACAUUUUACUCUCGACUCGUGGAUGAAAAAACUCUGAAUUAUUUUUUAUUUUGACUGCAUUUUUUUUCAUGUAUUUUGACAUUUGGAUACUGAAUAAAUCCUACAAGCUACUGUGUCCCCAAAACACGUAAUUACCUGUCUUUCUACAUUUCUUAGGCCUUUAUUUUAAGAGGGUGAUGAUAUUAUGGCCCUAUGAUUGGACUGUUCUCUGUAGUCUUGGUAAUUGAGAUACUAUGCAUAUAAACGUUUUACUUAUAAUAUACAUCAUAAUAAUAUUAAUCAUAUUUUUUAUACACUG
Cololabis saira (Pacific saury) is the source of this 1670-nucleotide messenger RNA. RefSeq names its product melanocyte inducing transcription factor a (gene mitfa). NCBI's taxonomy places the organism in Eukaryota, Metazoa, Chordata, Actinopteri, Beloniformes, Belonidae. The transcript is spliced from 9 exons. Gene Ontology annotation, biological process: melanocyte differentiation; regulation of transcription by RNA polymerase II. Gene Ontology annotation, molecular function: protein dimerization activity; RNA polymerase II cis-regulatory region sequence-specific DNA binding; DNA-binding transcription factor activity, RNA polymerase II-specific. The record is from RefSeq and is a predicted model, not a curated record. Bases 84 to 1325 code for a protein of 413 amino acids. Gene Ontology annotation, cellular component: nucleus.